Molecule: messenger RNA, 2557 nt
Organism: Stomoxys calcitrans (stable fly)
Lineage: Eukaryota; Metazoa; Arthropoda; Insecta; Diptera; Muscidae
Gene: fs(1)Ya
Product: mitosis initiation protein fs(1)Ya
Exons: 4
Coding region: 78-2462 (794 amino acids)
Source: RefSeq, a predicted model, not a curated record
AAUAAAACAUAAAGAUUGUCUGAAAAAAAUGUGAUUUUAUUAAAAUAUAUUGUGUCGCGAAUAAAAACUAGAUCAAUAUGCGUUUGCCUGAGGAUGCCACUUGUAAAGUUUGUCGAAGUGUUUUUUGUUGUGCCAAAUGUUGUUACAAGCAUGAAAUAAAAAAUCACGCUAUCGUUGCUCGAAAACCCAUUAUGAUCAACACCAACAGCAUUGGAAUCUCUACAACCAACAAUAGCAAAGGUGUUGGCAAUGCCUCUAACGCUUCAUCUUCUUUGGUUAAACGUGGUGACAAUGAAUCCAAUGCUGUCCAAGAAGUGUCCCUGCCGGCGGGGGCAUAUGAGGAAAUUUAUCUGUUUUGUCCUAUCUGUGAAAAACGUCCUCUGCCUUUGCAAAAUGAAAUCUAUGCAGAAAUGUUGAUUCAUCUGGAGACUCACCAUUUGCCAUUGCGUUGUGAAAAGUGUGCCAAAAUGUACUACAACAUCAGUGAUCUUAAAGAAUUUACCAAAUGCAUGCAACCAUUGGGAGUGUGUCAGUCGAUGUCAUCGAAUACCACAAGUCAAACAUGUUACACUGAUGAGGCGUCUAAGGUAACAGUUACCCGGGGGGACAUGCAUUCCACACAAGUGUCACCUAUGCGUCGCCAAGACUUCAAUGAUACGCAUAUGACGCCAAUAUCAAUAAUUAAUAUGCGUUGGAAGGCGAAGAGCAGCAAAGCUCAUGAGGAGUUUAUAAGUGAUAGUGUUUCAUCAAUAAAGAAUAUAUCAUCCAUUAGCAAUAACUCAUCGUUUCCAAGAGGCCAUUGUGGAGUCGCAUCUGCAGUUAAGGGCAAGGUAAUACGUUCAACAUCGACCCCGGUUCACUUAGAGGUGGUAUUUGCCAAACCCAAGGAACAAACGUUCAACGCCACAGGUGCUGGUCACAUGUCUAGCAUAUACAAUAGCGACUCGGAUAUAAGUCCGGCAUUACAACAGCCUAGCAGUCAAGCUCUUGAACCAUUGAAUCGCUAUCGAAAGGUCGGCAAUGGUCGACCCCGCAUGUCUGCUGUUACACCAUUGCGCCAAGUCAUGUCUAAAAGUAUACAAAAGGCAUUUGCCGAGCAUGGUUUACCGGCAGCAUCUACAGCCGUAAGGGGAUCUUCCGCGGCCUUUCAACGCAAGAAAAUGUUUGAUACCACUUCUUCACCCGGACUAGAUAAUGGGGAUGCCACUGGCGACAGGCCUUCAUCACCAUCGCCCCCUGCUCUUGAUUUGCGCCUUUCGCCGGCCGUUAGGCGUAGCUACAGUGAAUCCGAAGAAUCAUUGCAGCUGCAAAUUUCCGAGGAACAAAAACACAUGCAAAGAAAUGAUUUACCAAACAUGAGACGUCGAAUUUUACUAUCAGCACAAAAACUAACCACCGAGUCGAUAGUUAUUACUCGUACUGAGCAUCUUUCGAGCGUGUCAUCAUCCUCCUCGGGUAGCAGUUCUAAUGGCAGUAUCAAUUCCAUCAAGCCCCAUACAUCUGCAACUACUAACGCCUCAUAUCAGUCGGCAGGAUCGAAUAGUUCCAACAGUUCUGUUUUCAAAUCAUGUCGCAGCGUUGAAAUCAUAACAUCUACCACCGAACAAAUACAACAAAUCGAGUCUGUGGAGGGAGCGAAUUGUGUUAGAAAUCCGUUGCCGCCCAUAACACCUAUAACUCGCAUUCCGGGAGCAGUUAUACAUAAAAAGCUAAUUAAAUUUGAAACUCCUAAACUAGGCUCCAAAGAUUCACGUGACUCCCAAAACUCACCAUGUGAUAUCUUCUUUACGCCCAAUGCAACACCAGUUAGCAAAACAAAGGUGACACCGGACAAUAAUGGUAGUUCUCCUGAAACACAGAGGAUUCGAAAGCGCUUAGUCCCACAAAAUCUUAGCGGGCGUUUUUCGUCUCCGCGCAGACCUUCCAUAAAAGAAUGUGCCCAUAGCACUGCCUUUAGUCGUAUAGAAAAUAUUACGGAUACUUUUGAUGGCAAUGCUUAUAAUGAAAUUGAAGACGAAGUAUUUGUCACAGAAGAAUCGCAGAAGCCUGCACGAAAAUUGGAAGAAGCUAAGAGUAAACAGAAUCAUUCACAUUCUGGCCUAUGGUCAAUAAUGAGUUCUGUAAUGCGUUUGCCAUCACGAAGGGGUAGUAAUUCGAAAGUAUCACCUAAGAACGCUUCGCCUCUUCAAACAGAUGCCAAUUCCAAUUCGAUAAUCAAAAGAUGUGCUUCUAUUGCAGGUUCUUUGGUGCGUUCCAAACCGUUGGUCGAUGAAAAUGAAAUGAAUACUUUAAAGCGAAAGCGAACAUUUACUACGCAUGAACAGUCAACAUCAUCAUAUUUGUCUCAACUGCAUAAUUCCGAUGCCGCAUCACCUCCUAGCUCAGAUGGUCUCAAUACUUCUUCGAAACGUUUCCGUAUUCAAGGUCGACGUCCCAUCGAUCGUAUGCGUAUGAAUAGUUAAUACCGUGUUUUUCCCAUUAAAUGUUUACAUUUUUGUACUUGUAUUAAUAGUUUUAAAAAUAAAUUAUUUAUCUGUUUUUGUGUAUUCAAAUUAUA